CGCCUCGCCAUCGCAGGGCACCGCUCCUUCCAUCGUUUUCGUAUGUUGCCAAGAGGGUAGCAGAGACGAAGCGUGGCAGCAGUGACACAGGAUGGACGUCUCCUCGCAGGUGGCGGAGAUGGCAGGGCAGCUGGCCCAGGCCGUCAACACCACCAUGGACCCGACCGUCCCGCACGCCGUCAGAUUGGCCUCGUAUAAUCUCUUGGAGAAGGUCAAGGAGGAGAGCGAGGUGGCGGUCGGUUGCGGAUUCCACAUGGCCCACCCUUCCAAGGAGCCGGUCGUGCGCCACUUGGGCCUGCAGUUGCUCGAGCACACCAUCAAGUACAAGUGGAAUGAUCUGUCGGUCCAGCAGAAAGUCUUUAUUAAGGAAAAUACAAUGCAACUUGUCACUGAUGGAACCCUUGACCUUCUGACAGAGCAGUUAUAUGUUAAAGAUAAAGUGUCAAGGCUAGUGGUGGAGAUGAUGAAGCGUGAGUGGCCGCAGCAAUGGCCUGGACUGCUCGAAGAACUCCACGCACUUUCCAAGAGAGGGCCAACACAGACGGAGCUGGUUCUCUUUGUGUUCCUGAGGAUUGCGGAGGAUGUGGCAACGUUGCAGAAUUUGGAGUCGAACCAGAGGAGGAGAGACCUGUACCAGGCGAUGACAGCCAACAUGGAGAGCAUGUUUGGCUUUUUCUUGUCGCUGCUUGAAGAGAAUUACAAGCUGUACGAAGCCACCAUGAAAGCGCAGAACCUCCAGCCAGCGCAGCAACAUUGCAGGGUCAUGCAGGUAGUUCUGAUGACUCUGACAGUGUAUGUGGAGUGGGUUUCAGUGCAACACAUCUUCGCAGAUGAUGGGAAACUCCUGAAGUCACUCUGCUUCUUGCUAAGCGAAGACAAUCUCAAGAUGGAGGCUGCAGAAUGCCUUUUGCAAAUUGUGAGCCGGAAAGGAAAACUAGACGAGCGACGACCCCUCAUUCUCCUGUUCGGCAAGGCCCCAAUGUCGACCAUAUUUGCAGCGGCAGACAGAGCAGUGAUGGGGACCCUGAGCGAACACAAUUACCGCUUCCUCAAAACGCUAACUCAGGUGCUCACAGCGCUAGGCUCCCAACUCUGUGCGCUGUGGGGCAAGGAAGCGGACGUUGGCGAACCUCCAAACUUCCGGGUUUACCUUGAUGCGAUGCUGGCCUUCACAGGACACCCAAGCCUCCAUAUUUACAACUUCACCAACGGGCUCUGGGGGCAGCUCUUCCGGCACGAGCACAUACCCCAGAGCAAAACCCUCCAAGCCGUUUUGCCGUCGUGGAUCACCAUUGUCUCGCGGAUGGUCAUGAAGCAUGGCUAUCCUUCGAAGAACGACUCUGAGAGCUGUCAGUAUUCGAGGCUGGAUUUUGACAGCGAUGAGGACUACUCUUAUUUCUUUUAUAAGGUGCGCUCGGAGACACUGGAGACGAUCAAGGCGGCUUCCCUCCUGGCACCCGAGACCCUGUACAGCUUCGUGGAGGAGUGGCUGAAGAACCAGGUGAAGAAGGCAGCUGAUCUGGGCCAGCAGGAGAAACAGCUGUGCAACCUCUUCUCUCCUUUCUACCUCGAGUGGGAAGCGUUGUCUCAGGUGUUGGAGAGUGUGAUGAGUAGAGUGAUGCAGAGUGAAGGCUACAAACCCACAGCAGAGAGUGGGCUGGAGCUACUGCGUCUGUGCCUCUCGUACCAGACCACAGACCCACUGAUUCUGUCCACCCUGCUCUCCUGCAUCUCUGGGCUCUUUGUCUUCAUCCGGCUGGUGCCAAGUGUGCUGCCUGAUGUGCUCAACAAAAUCUUCUCAGCCCUAACUUUCUCUUUGCCCGGUCAGACUAAAGACUCCCGGAGUAGGGCUGUCAAGAACGUGCGGCGGCAUGGGUGCUCGCUUAUGGUGAAGAUCGCGCGUAGCUACCCAGACAUCUUGCUCGAGGCCUUUGACUUCAUCAACGGCGUGGUAGACAGCCUGAGCCACAACCCACAGGAGCUAUCCCAGAUGGAGAAGGUGACCCUCCAAGAGGCACUCAUGAUCAUCAACAAUCACUUCCACAACUUCGAGAAACAGAGCGGCUUCAUUGGCAAGGUGUUAGGCCCUGUGUCUGAGAUUUGGCUUAACAUGAAGCAGCCUUUUAGCUCCUCCUUGGAUUUCAUGUCCUUUGUGGGACUGGACAAGGCACCUGUAGAGCCCAGUGAGAAUGAUGUCAAUGGGCAGAACCGAGCGCAGAUUAUCUUCUGCGUCAACUUAAUCAUGGCUGUGAUAAAGCGUUCAGAGUUCCCCACUGACACUGAUGUGGCAGAACGUGGUGGUUUUAUCCUUGAACGCUCUGAUUCUGGGGCUGUCUUUUGCCGCAAUCCUGCCACCCCACACGUCAUGCCCUUACUGCACCAGCUGUUCUGUUUGGUGAGGCUUUUUAAUGCGCUCUGGCAUCCCGAGGCCUUGGCCUGUGUCUCACCAGGCUAUUCCAAAGCGCAUAACCUUCCUGAGGCAGAGAGGAAUAAUAUCUUAGGAUUAGCAACUAUUAACUCAUCAGAUCCAUGUAUAGAUUCUCCCAAGGUCCAGCAACCCCUGGAACGGAUGCAGUUCUUCCUGUCGAUGAUGCACGACAACUGUUACCACAUCCUUGGCAAUGCAGGAGUGUCUCUUGGUCUCCAGUUCUACCAGCAUCCACACCUUACAGAUUACCUGGUGCACUCCUCCCUGGCCAACUUGCACCUCAUACCAGAUUACCGUCUCCGCCCAAUUAUUCGCACAUUCCUAAAGCCUUUCAUCCAGUGGUGUCCACCCCAGUGCUACCAGACAGUGCUCUUGCCGAUCCUCAACCACUUAUGUCCAUUUAUGUUGGAUCGGCUGAGUACCAGAUGGGGUCACCUCACCAGCCUAAUAGAAAGCGGGUCGUACGAGGAGGAAAACACCGACACUCAGGAAAUGCUUGAGGACCUUUUAAUCCGGAUGUUGACGCGAGAAUAUGUUGAUCUUUUAAAAGUAGUGCUGAUUGGAGGUCCCCGAGGCGGUUUGCAGGACAACAUGGAAGGUGCGAUGGAGGCCGAGAUGGAUGUCCCAGUCUCCCCAGCCUGCAAUAGCCAGGAGACCCUGUCCGACUUGGGCCAGCUCGUCCUCGGCUGCGACACCAUCUGCCAGGCCAUUGUCACCACGCUGUUGAAACUGUUAGACACGGAGUCGAUUUCUUUCGGAUCUCCUGGGUGCUGGAGCUGGCAAGGCGACGUAUGGAACAUCAACAAGGACAGCCUAAGUGACAAGGAUACCUUCCACCGGGCUGAGCAAAUAGACUUCAGUGACGUCGACCUCACCAGCAGCUCCGAGGGCAGAUACUCAUCUCUGGCAGACCUCUAUCUGGGCUACAGCGUUGCUAACAUUACGUACGCCAGUAAGCCUGCUAUUGUGUCUGCCAUGCCUCGGCCUAUCUCCACGCAUGACCUGAGGGUAGAGGAGAAGAGUAGCGUGUUUGGUCCAAUGAUCCUGAUUUUCGAAAAUGGCCAAGAGAAACUGAAAGUGUUGGACACCAUUAAACCACCAUUAAACCAGUCUAGCAACUUCGAAGCCACCAAGGAAAGUAUGUUCUCCUACUUCGGGUACUCGCUGACGGCUGCUGACGUGGACGGCGACGGGUUGGAUGACCUGGUGGUGGGGGCGCCUUUGUACCAUAACAGCUCGCAUCACGACCAGGGUGCUGUGUUUGUGUACAUGCAGAAGAAAUUCCCUUCUGGAGGCGACGGAGCUAUGGAGACGGAGAUGAAACUUGAAAGCGGUUCUCCGUCUCGAAUGGGCCAAGAAUCCUACGGUCGCUUCGGCAGCUGCGUGGCCUCCGUCGGCGACCUCGACGGCGAUGGAUUCCAAGAUAUAGCUGUCGGCGCCCCGUUCCUGGACAGCGGCGGGAAAGUGUUCAUUUACCAGGGAUCGGCCGUUGGACUUGAGAAGACACCGAGCCAGGUAAUAGACGCCAUGGCGAUGGACUCGUCCGUUCGUCCGCUCAAAGGCUUCGGUUUCGCCAUCGCUCAGAAGAUGCCCGGCGAAGGGAGAAAGGGCUUUGAUGUUGGAAUCGGAGUCUUCAAUUCGGAUAAAGUUUUAGUGUUCAAGACGAAAGAAGUAAUUACGGUGGAAUGGAACGUGACUUUCGAUGAGAAAAUGGAUCUUACCAGCGACACCUGCUACUAUACAGGUUCGGAUAUGCCAGUAGGAAGAUAUCCCUGUGUUGUGAUGGAAAUUUGUUUCCUUUAUCGAGUCACGAACGCCAAGACGAAGACGAAGCAGGCUUUGGAGUUUAUCAUGAAACUAGAAGCAGAUGUUAAGCAGCAGGAGAAUCGACUGUUUUUUGAAAACGCUCGCUCUAAGAUGAAUCUGACAUUUAGCGUCGAAAAGGACAAUCUAUCGUGCCAGGAGAUAGAUGUGUUGGCCAAGAAGGACAUCAGGGAGCUAAUUCAGCCCUUUGUUAUACGAACUGAAGUUGCUAUGAAGGAAGAAGCGUCGCAGUCAGUGAUUAUGGAUGAACGAGCAAGCCGCGUUUCGGAAGUGGAAUUGCCAAUUAAAGUGCAGUGCUUAGGCGGGGAGGCAGACGAGUGCAUAAGUGAUUUAACCCUGGAGUACAAUUUCACGGGCCCCUACCACCUCAAGGAAACGGACAAAAUCGUCGUGACUUUCGUCGUAACGAAUCGAGGAGAAACUGCCUUCAACACAAGACUCGCGAUCAAUAGCAGGGGCUACCUCUCCAGCCUGAAUCAGGGCGACAGCGGUAACGGGGUCGUGUGCGAAGACAAGCAGAAGCCUCCGAGGAUCGAGUGCGACGUCGACUUGGUCUUCAAGGCGGGGCAGAAGGAAUUUGACGUUCACUUGUUCCCCCAACUGAGCUUCUUCGAUUCCCUCGACAAGCAUCCUGACUUCUUCAUGGUCGAAGCCAAAGUCGAGACCACUUCCAAACAAGAGAAUCCGGACGCGUCGAAGAAGAAUUUCCAGAUCCCUAUCAUCGUUCAAGGAGAUUUGGACCUGACGAAAGAGGAGUCCGACCCGGAUCACGUCAGCUACAACAGUUCCUCGUACUUCAAGAGCCCGGCCGAGGCGUCUACGGAGGACGAACUGGGCGAGGAAGUGACCCACAAGUACAAGCUUUACAACAAGCAUCCUUAUCCGAUCUACAGAACUUUGUUGACCAUCAGUUGGCCGCUGAAGAUGGAGGGCCAUUACCUCUUCUACUUACUGGACAACCCGAAGAUAGAAGGCGUUAAAGCUUCUUGCACGUACGAAAACGGGGAAAUCGACGAGUUCGGACUUGCAGCCAAGAGAAACAACCUGACCGAUGUUAAUACCUUUUCUCGAGCACCGGAUACGGGCGCUGUUACCUCUGCAACGAGAAAAUCCGAGUUUAACGUCCAAUACAUGGUAAUAUCCUGUACCCUCGGCCAACUGGACGAUGAAUCUCAGGUCAUCGUUCAGCUAAGGUCACGAAUCGUUCAAAAGACGCUGGGACAGACCUCGUUUAAGGGAGGGGAAAUCAACUCCAAGGUCCGGGCCCAAGUGUUGCAUCUGCCCCUGAAUGCAACGCAGCCCUCACCGGUGGAAGCGUCGGUCAACAUUAUCAUUUCCAACAUACCUUCAGGAACGGUUCCGUGGUGGGUGUACCUGCUAGCUGGCUUGGGAGGUCUGCUUCUCCUCCUCAUUAUUGUCCUGAUACUGUGGAAGUGCGGAUAUUUCAAGAGAAAGCGAGUCGAAACAGCGGACGAAACUGAGGAUGCAGAGAAAGACACGAAGGACAAAUCAGAAGAAGAAGAGGAGCACCCGACGACGCCUCAGAGUCCCAUGCUGAAGGAGACGGAAAAAGCCAAUGAUGAUUUCACCUUCAGUAGACCAGAGUCCACGCAGCCUGUUUAGGUCAUGAGCGAAAGGCAAAAAGAAAUUUAAAAAAAAGAAAAGAAGAAAUAAGAGGGAGAUGGAAGAGAAGAGAGAAGAAAUAAGAGGGAGAUGGAAGAGA
This is a messenger RNA of Penaeus indicus, 5975 nucleotides long. It is a transcript of the gene Ranbp21, whose product is annotated as exportin-5-like. Lineage: Eukaryota; Metazoa; Arthropoda; Malacostraca; Decapoda; Penaeidae. Gene Ontology annotation, biological process: cell adhesion; RNA export from nucleus; protein export from nucleus. The coding region runs from base 92 to 5875 and encodes 1927 amino acids. Gene Ontology annotation, cellular component: RNA nuclear export complex; cytoplasm; integrin complex. The transcript is spliced from 37 exons. Gene Ontology annotation, molecular function: RNA binding; small GTPase binding; nuclear export signal receptor activity. The record is from RefSeq and is a predicted model, not a curated record.